CUAGACAUCCGCCGGAAGUGCAAGGAAGAGUUCCGGUGAACGGGGCCUCCACGCUUCCGGUAUUCUGAGCUUCCAGAGUUGAGAAUUGCUAGUUUGCGCUGGAGUCGCCGUGCUGUCGCCGGGAUCAUGGUGUUCUACUUCACCAGCAGCAGCGUUAACUCAUCUGCUUACACUAUUUACAUGGGAAAGGAUAAAUAUGAAAAUGAAGAUCUGAUCAAGUAUGGCUGGCCUGAAGAUAUUUGGUUUCAUGUGGACAAACUCUCCUCGGCUCAUGUAUACCUUCGAUUACAUAAGGGGGAGAAAAUAGAAGACAUCCCAAAGGAAGUACUGAUGGACUGUGCCCACCUUGUGAAGGCCAAUAGCAUUCAAGGAGCUAUUCAUCGCUAAUGAAAGUUGAGAAUAUGUCUUCAAAUCAGGACGGCAAUGAUUCGGAUGAAUUCAUGUGAAUGAGGAAAAGGACCUUUUAAAGAUGUGAAUUUAGGGACAGUUUUGAUUUCAUCUAUAUUCCCAGUCAUAAAAAAAAAAAAAACCAACCACCAACCAAAAUUCUUCCUUCAUAAUAUUCUACAAAUAUUACCAACUUUGGAGUUAAAAAAAAUUGUUCCCAUAUUGCUGUCAGAAAAGGAUCAGAUAAAUAUAUAUGUAUAUACAAUAUAGUUGGACUUGAAGACAGCAUAUAACUUUAGGAAAGUGAAAAUAUUUUUGCCGGAACAUGUCUUGGUACCUCUUGAGAGCUGGCUGCCCUUGUUCUUGGAAUAGACUUUAGAACAACUACGAAAAGUAUUUCUGUUACUGUGGUCUGUCUCUGAAAACAGAUGUCUUGAAAAGCUUCUCAAAUUCUCAAAAUAGCUACUUCUGUUAAGAAGAAUGUAUUGGUGAGCAGUGUAAGCAAACAGUCCCCUCACCCCUGAUUUCCGGAUUAGAGAAAAAAGCAUAUGGCAGAGUACCCUGGUGGCACAGUGGUUAAAGAUCUGGCAUUGUCAUUGCUGUGGCCUGGGUCACUGCUGUGGCAUGGGUUUGAUCCCUGGCCUGAGAAUUUCUGCAUGCAUGGCAUGGCCAAAAAAAAAAAAGCACAUGGGUUUUGAAGGUGACAGUGAUAUUUUCAGAAGAUUGCUGGCUUCGGUAAUCAUGUCCCAUGGUGCCAUCUGCACUCUUCCUUUUUCCAUUGAGGGCCUCUACCCAGGUACCAUCAGACGUAAAGAAACAGAGGUAAUCAAAGUUGGGCUUUUAGGGCAGUUUUUACGCGAGCACCAAGUAACCCCAGCAACCAGCUUCCAGGCCCUGAGUCACUUCUCAUCCUUCCGUGAAUCAUUUUGAUGACAUAGGUUACCUGAUUUUUGUCCUGGAAAUCAGCAUAAAGCACAAGUCUAUGUUGCAAUUAUGAUUUUGGAAAGAAUUAAGCAUUUCGCACACCAGCCAAGUAGUUAGUUUACCUUGAAGUAGUAUUUAUUUUGAGUUGUAACCCCAGAGUUCAGAUUUCUCAACUUAGUAACUUAAGAUGUUACAGUCCCACUCAUCUGAACCACCUGUUCUCCUGGGUGAUUCUGAAUAGAAGAUGCAUUUUUAUUACAGUCUGUAAAGCAACCCCUGUGGAAAGAGACAGAACAAAUCAUGAAAGGGAAAGGCACAAAGUCUGCACGUCAGGAAGCAAACAGACUGACCUCAUAACCACACCCAAAGCUCUUCACACAGCAUUCUUAUUCUUAACCGUAUUCUAACUCAGCACAAAGUAGCUCCUCCUGCAGAGAGUCGGCCUGCAAUAACACUUUGGAAUGAUGGUAAAAUCGCAAGACUUCAGUGUUUCUAUUUAUCAUCCCAAGUUGGUGUAUGGGGUUGAACUGGAAAACUUCCUGACAUAUAACUUGGCCAAAUUUUGAGGGGAGGGGGUAUGGGAGGCAGCUCCAGAAAUUAGUGUGUGUGUGUGUGUGUGUGUGUGUGUCUGAUUGACAUUCAGCCUGGAGUUCUGCUAUUUGAAAAUGUAAUAAUAAAGAGUCAUUUUUUAUUUGGGAGGACCUUGAUAUAUGAAUUCUUAGAAUUUGUUAUUCUCAUCCCCAAGCUUGUUUUGGGGGUGAUCAGCCUGUGAAAACCUCUUCUAUCCUAGGCUCAAUCUGGGAGGUUCUACAGGGGUAGUCUUCCUCCCCCACUGAUAAAUGUCUGCCUCCUGCCCGCGGGGUCCAAGCGUCUGACACACCCUUGCUGGAGUGUAAAUUAGUAGAUGUGCUACGGCCUACCCCCACUACUGUAGGCAAUUCCUAAACGCUCCGCUGCCAACAUAUGAAAUGGGGAGACUUUGCCUCUAGUACCACCUGUGUCCCCUCUGAGGCUUCUUUUUUUUUUGGGGGGGGGUCUUUUUGCCAUUUCUUGGGCCGCUCCCGCGGCAUAUGGAGGUUCCCAGGCUAGGGGUCCAGUUGGAGCUGUAGCCACCGGCCUACGCCAGAGCCACAGCAACCUACACCACAGCUCACGGCCAUGCUGGAUCCUUAACCCACUGAGCAAAGCCAGGGGUCAAACCCGCAACCUCAUGAUUCCUAGUUGGAUUCAUUAACCACUGAGCCACGAUGAGAACUCCCCCUCUGAGGCUUCUGACAAGCUCCUCUGUAUGCACAUUAUAGCAUGUACAGGGAGAGGUUUUGAAGACACACCAGUUAUACUGUAGUGUGAGAGCUCCUGGGGUCCUCAUUGGAAACAUCUCCAGUGUUUGGCUUCAAACGUCCAGACCCCUGUUGUGAAUCCCUAGCUCUGGAGCCUUUCCAGCUGCUCUGUGCUGCUCUCCCUCUCCCUCGGCCUGGGUAAUGGGUGGGUUUUCCCCCCAGCUCCCAGGUUCCCAGAGGGAAGCUGUGUCCUUUUCAGGACAUUGGUUCAGUGCCAACAGGUCAAAAUAAACUGUUGCCGCUGAAGUCAUCUCAUAUCUUGCUAUUGGCAUGUUUCCUCUACUUUCUAUAGGAAAAUUCCAAAGUGUUGGCAUUUUCAUGAGCUGCGUCUUUGAUCAAAUCGUCAUCCAUCCCGAGGAUUUCUCUUUCCAACUCUGCCUCAGUCUCCCCACUCUGAUCUGCCUGCAGGUGAAGUUCACCUUAUUGUGUAAUUUGCUGCACAAACUGCUUGGUUUUACUCCCACAGCUUUAGAAUUCACUUCUUAAAAUCCACUUUUGUUGACCUAGGGUCGUGAUCUUUGGGCCAGGGAAGUUUGUCACAGUUCUUCCUGGAAUAGGCUUUAGGAACUUUACCAAAAUAUAGAAGGUUUUGACCUUAGCAAAGUAGGCAAUGAACUGUAGUUGAGUCUUUUCAAUAUCUUUUUUGUUGUUGUACUGUAUUUUAACAUUUUCUUUUUUUUUUUUUAGGGCCACACCCAUGGCAUAUGGAGGUUCCUAGGCUAGGGGUCUAAUCAGAGCUACAGCUACCACCCUACUAUGCCACAACUACAGCAGCGCAGGAUCCAAGCCACAUCUGCGACCUAUACCACAGCUCACAGCAACGCCAGAUCCUUAACCCACUGAGCGGGGCCAGGGAUUGAACCUGCAACCUCAUGGUUCCUAGUCAGAUUUGUUUCUGCUGUGCUUCAACGGGAACUCCUGUAUUUUAACAUUUUCUGAAGCCUGGAUUUGGGUGACCCUUUUAACUGUUCAAUGCCAAUGGUUUCCCGACUUAGGAAGGAGAGGAGAGUUCAGCUGCAGCCUUCCUGCCACAUUUGCAUCUGUCAGAGACCAGAAGCUCUUAUUUUCUGGGCUGGAACAGGUUAUGGGAACAAUUGAGCAGGGUGGAAUAAUGGAAGCCUUUCCAAUCGUUUUCUGAACGGUGGUGUUGAAACCUGCUUUCCUCUGUUUGAUCUGAAGUACAGCGUUGUGAAUAAUAAAUCCCAUACUCAGAAUGAUCAUAAUGCAGUGAGUGGGCCACCUUUUGAUUUUAAAGUAAACUGAAAACAGUCCAGUUGUACUCAAAAGUGUAAAAUUAGAAACGUAAGUUUCAAGCUAAAUGUUGACCUUGACCCAUCUAACUCCAGCUCGGGAAUGAGGAUAGGCACGCCUGGUGCCUGAGCAGGCUUGAGUUCAAGUUGUGCUUAGUAAGAAUGCAGUGUAUCAUUUCAUAAAUGAUACGGAUGAUGCCACCACGCUGCCACAUAGUCAUCAUGUUCUGGAUGAAUGAUAUAUAAAAUAAAAGUUGAUAGUUUGAGAAGAACCAAGCGUGCAUGUGGAAUUCCACUUUACUUCUCCGGAUGACUCAGUCUCACUAGUGGGAUGUGUGUACUCAUUUCAGGCAAAUAGGAAGAAGCAGGUUCUUGGCUACCUGAGAUGAUGCCCUUCAAACAGUUUUGUUCCUUAGCAGGAAGAAAAGAACAAAUUAGAGUAACAGGAAGAAUGCCCAAGGAUUCUAGGAAGAACAGAACCUGGGGGCCAUGAUAUUUGCAAAUGCCACAAUUUGAAUAUAACUCAAUUCUCUCUCCCCCCCCCAACCACCCCAGUUCCUCAGGGUCUGCCUGAGAUCCUGUCCUCCUAACUGGGGUGAAGUGCAAACUGCAGACCUGCUAGAAUGGUGUCCCUAACAAAUGUAAUCGCUCUGGACCACCAUUCUGUUUAUGGAGUCACCCCUUCUGUGGGAGCGUUUAUUCUAAUGUUACCCUGUGUUGGCAGGAAGUAUUGGGACGAAAAGAGCCACGGAAACAUUCAAGUUUCUCCCAGCUGUGAAAAGCCUAUUUGACUUCUUAAAUGUUUUAUUAGAGGACACUGGUUCUAUUUUCACCAGAUACCUGCGUCCUUUUGGUCUUUAACUGCCUUAGCUGCUAGAAUUCUGGGGUUUAAGUUUUUGAGUAAAUUAACCUAUAUGGAGAAUGUAGGUUGAAGCCAGAAUUUUCAUAUAGAAAAUGUAGAGAACUGUGUAUUAUACUUGGACUCAGAAGUAGACUGAAAAUAUAAAUAGCUAUCUCUCUAAGGCCAUGUGUUAACCAUGGCUUAUUAGAAUAUACAUCUCUGUUUUCUGUCUCACAUCGAUUGCUUUGUUUUUGUCUUGCUGAUUUCAGGGUAUCAGUUAUUGGGAACCUUCAAGCUCUCCACCUUAGUGGUGGUGAUUACGGUUCUGCCCUGGGCCAGAUGAAAUAAGAAACAGGUGUCUGGGUUGCAUGCGUCAGUGGGCACUGACUUGGCAUUUUUCUGCCUUAGUUGAUAGACAAGGAAUGGAGGUGGGGGAGCAAUGAAUGCUCACCCUAGAAUCCUGUGUGGCUUUUGCUUGUUCCCAACCCUGGUGAGUGAGUGUCAGUGUUUAAGGCCAAAAAAAAAAAAAAAAAAAAAAAAA
Messenger RNA from Sus scrofa (pig), 5283 nucleotides. Lineage: Eukaryota; Metazoa; Chordata; Mammalia; Artiodactyla; Suidae. The record is from RefSeq and is a predicted model, not a curated record.